Messenger RNA from Hibiscus syriacus, 901 nucleotides. Its product is annotated as glycine-rich cell wall structural protein 1.8-like. The transcript is spliced from 2 exons. The record is from RefSeq and is a predicted model, not a curated record. NCBI's taxonomy places the organism in Eukaryota, Viridiplantae, Streptophyta, Magnoliopsida, Malvales, Malvaceae. Bases 40 to 768 code for a protein of 242 amino acids.
AGUAAGAGACUUCGUCGGAGUUCGAGAGGUAUUGCAGCAAUGGCUUCUUUGCAGUGCCACAAAACCGCCGAGAAAGGGAUGGGUCAAGGAUAUUAUGGCGGCGGUUCCAGUUGGGGAUCACAGUCGAACCAGUACCAGAAUGGCUAUUCAAUGUCUUACAGCGAACACGAACGCCAUGCCCAAAUCCGCUGCCCCACCUAUGGGAUGAGCGAAUCCCACACUGCUUACGAAUAUGGAAAAUCUCAUGGCACCCACAAGCACCAAAACGGGAAUGCAAUGUCGAAACCUCAAAUCCAUGGUCAUGGGAAUGGCUACAUGAAUGCUCCGAGUCAAGGACAUGGCUAUAACCAUCAGUCCGGCCCUGGAAAGAACCACGGCCCUGGCUAUGGCUAUGGCUAUGGGCAUAACGGAACCAACGGCCAUGGAAUGCCGCACAGCCCACCGCACCACGGGCACGGAGGCAAACUGUCAGGCCACGGAAAUGGGUACAUGAAGCCCCAAGCAUAUGGCCACGGCGGAAACAUGGACUACGGAAUGACCGAAACCGAAACUCGCGAGUAUCGUAGCGAAGUGUACUAUUCCAACGGGUCGCACUGCAACAGCGGAGGCCGUGGACGCCUUGCCGAGAAAGGCACCCAGGCGGUUAAGGGUCUGGUGGGAAAGAUAAAGAAUGGCCUUUCAGGUAAGAUCAGGGGCAGUGACAGCGAAAGCGACAGUGAUGACGAUGGUCGCCGGAGGAGGACGGUCUGCGUAAGCAAGGCGUUAUGAUGGAACUCUAAGCACAUGAUAAUACCAAACAUGGUGAAGAUGUUGGCAAUAUAAAAGCCAGACAAUAUAAAAUAAAAUCGCCAUGGGAAGAAAUGAACAAAAGAAUAAUUAAAGAUCUGUGUCUUGAUGUUUC